AUGGAGUCGCUAGUGGAUCGGCUACCCUUGGGGGUUCGGUUGUUUACUGCGGCAUCUGCCUUUAUCGUGAUGGUUGGAAGCAUUGCAUCUGUUGCAGCUCCAGCCGACUACACGAGUUGCAUAGUAUGCCUGUACCUCAUUUGCCUUUCGGCUGUCUGUCUGCUGUGCGAAUUCUCGCCGUACGGGCUCAAUCUGCUCAUGGGCGUCUGCCCGCUUUUGGGGGAGUAUUUCUUCAGAGGCGUCCUCUACAUCUUGGUGGGGUUGCUGCCCCUGGGCAUCGAUACGAUAGGACUGUGGGGGGGCAUUUUGAUGAUAAUUUCGGGGGUCCUCAACGUCCUCAUCCAUGCACUGCUGCCAGUCCACCCGUACAACUUCUACAGCCGACGCACUUCUGACCCGGAGGAUGAGGAGGAGGGGGCUUUUAACGACGAGCCGGAGGCCGAGGAAGCUGGGGCUUUACGGUAG
Messenger RNA from Eimeria mitis, 465 nucleotides. RefSeq lists its product as uncharacterized. Bases 1 to 465 code for a protein of 154 amino acids. The transcript is spliced from 3 exons. The record is from RefSeq and is a predicted model, not a curated record. Lineage: Eukaryota; Apicomplexa; Conoidasida; Eucoccidiorida; Eimeriidae.